Molecule: messenger RNA, 1490 nt
Organism: Vespula pensylvanica (western yellowjacket)
Lineage: Eukaryota; Metazoa; Arthropoda; Insecta; Hymenoptera; Vespidae
Exons: 3
Coding region: 757-1287 (176 amino acids)
Source: RefSeq, a predicted model, not a curated record
ACACUCACACAUAACAUAACAAUCCGUUAUAACCUACUAAACUAAAUUCUUAUAGAUUUCUAAAAUAAAUCGUAUUCUCUAUGGAACAUCGAAUAACGGUGAUCCCUUCGUAAUACUCCAAUUUCUACUUUAUACAUUCACCUAAUUAUAUCACAAGUUUAACUUGAUGAUUAUUUAAAAAUUUUUCAACGACCUUGUACGAUAUUAAUAUACCAUUCACGUAUCACCAGAACAUAAAAAAAGAAAGAAGAAAAAAGUGAAAGAGAACGUUCGAUGACGCGAACGAAAACCUAUCUGCUUACGAAACGUUACAAUCACAUAAGAUUGUCGUUGUGCCCGCACGUUUCAAAGUCGACUCGAGUAGUAAAGGUGGGAUAGGUAGGGGCGAUCACUUUCUCCAGGUCGAGGUAGAACGUGCCGAGUUCUCUCCAGCACUGACUUCAUGAACAUUCAAACGAACAUCAGCUUUUUACCAACGAAGUUAAGUGGACGUCGAAUUUGAUAACUUAUUUUUUUUCUCUUUCUCUUUUUUUUCUUCUUUUUUCUUUCUUCCUCCGAAAGAAAUUUUGAGGGAGUUGUCCAAUACGAUGAAUAAUAUAUCAAUUACGUUCAUUAUCUGUCAACGUUAAUCUAUCAUCGAACUAUACAUCAUCGAAAGUGUUGAAAUUUCAAGUGUUCGGUGAAACAAAUAAUAAAUGAGUUAGAGUGUCGAUACUUACAGAUUAUUUUUCAAUUUCAUUAAAUAAAAUCCACGAGAUGCUACUGUCAAAGAUAUUAUACGUCUUCGUUGGAUUUUACAUCGUCCUAUUAUCCAUGGUCGAUUCGAUGCCACAAGAUGGUCCGUCAUUCGAAGUUCCAAUACAACUUAUUGGCUUUCCCAUUAUCAUAGCCGCCGUUAGGGUAUCGAAUUUUAUUAAAAAGUUGGCUUAUUCUUUGAAUCCAGAGACCUAUGCGAACAGAACUAAACGAAUGACACGUUUGAUCCACGACGAGGAGAUUUUAAAUGUUGGACAAAUCGAAAAGAAGCUCGUUGAAAAACUCGGUAACAAUGUAUGCGUUUACGAAAGAAUAUGCGCUAAAUAUGCUACGAAAACGUUACAAAGAAGAAGCAGAGAACGUGUCCUAGAUUGGGACGUUAUAUUCAGAGAAUAUAAAUCGUCGCCAAAUCCGAUGAAAGAGAAUUACCUUUUGAGCGUCUUCCUUGGAGAUGUUAUUGGCAGUCCGAGGCUUUGCCAUCAACUGGCGAAGAGAGGAAGAGCUUGUGACGAUGAUACUCCGUCGGAUUAACUGAGAAGGACGUUACGAGAAUGGAAGAAGGUCGUGUGGCUUCGCGAGGGAUUGUAAAUAUUGUGAUGCCAUGAACGUUACACUGAUCACCGACCGGUUCUUCCUCGUAUGAAAAUAUUGUUUUUCUUUUCUUUUUGUUUUCUUUUUCUUUCUUCUUCUUUCGUUGAUAUCGAAAUAGAAGCGCAAAAUUUAUAUCUACGCAU